Molecule: messenger RNA, 3982 nt
Organism: Hippocampus comes (tiger tail seahorse)
Lineage: Eukaryota; Metazoa; Chordata; Actinopteri; Syngnathiformes; Syngnathidae
Gene: pcdh12
Product: protocadherin 12
Exons: 5
Coding region: 400-3852 (1150 amino acids)
Biological process (GO): homophilic cell-cell adhesion
Cellular component (GO): plasma membrane
Molecular function (GO): calcium ion binding
Source: RefSeq, a predicted model, not a curated record
CCUCAGUCUCGAAAAAAACUUUCCAGCGGUGAGGAGGAUGAUGAAGUGCGCGGCGAGAUGGUGGGAGCAGCUGUUGGAGUGAGCAAUGCAAGCGGGGAUCAUAAUCGGCAUGAUGAUUUGUUCCUGGAGUGAAAAUAAACCUGGAAAACCAACUUUUUUUUUGUUUUACAACUGGAAAAAAUGAUCUGAUGCUCACUUUUAGUCUGAGCUCAUUUUUGAGGAUUUUAUCACAAAUUGUUGCGAUCGAUGUUGGGCACGCUGGACGGAUACCUGAACCUCAACUUUUCUCCCAAAACGUAACCUUUUGUUUUGGAACUGGAAAAAUGAUUUGAUUGUCACUUUGAUUUGAUUUGAUUUCUUUUUUUUUUUAAUGUUGAUUCAUCAGUAGCCAUCUUCGUCAUGUUUCUUCUUCAACUCCUUGUGGUUCUGAACGUGGGCUGGAGGGCUGGCUGCUCCGAGCCGUCAUCCAUCACCAUUCACUACCGUGUCUGGGAAGAGCAACCCGCGGGAACCCGGGUGGGCCGUCUGGUGGACGACCUCUGGCAAAUGGACCAGGUGGGUCCUCUGGAAAACUUCCAGGUUGUGGAGCAUGGGUGGGCCCUUCCUUUUGCCAUCAAUGCCGGAGAUGGUGAGGUCUCCACCCAGGGCCGCUUGGACCGGGAGGAGCUGUGUCGCGGUGCAGACGAGUGCGAAGUGGCCUUUAGUGUCCUGUACAGGAAGAGCGGGGCGGUGCACUGCCUGCGGGUUCACGUGGAGGUGAUGGACCUGAACGACAAUAGCCCCAGCUUUGCCAGUCCCGUCCAGGAGUUGGAGAUCUCGGAGACGGCCGGAUUACGGAUGAGGAUUCCGCUGGAAUGCGCGGUGGAUCCAGAUGCAGGAGCCAAUGGAAUUCAGACAUACACGUUGUCCGUCAACCAGCAUUUUGCGCUGGACGUGACUUCUGCGCUGGGUGGCACCAAACAGGCGGAGCUGGUCGUGAUCAAAGAAUUGGAUCGGGAAGUUCAAGGAUCCGUCGAGCUCACCUUGACUGGGUGGGACAAAGGGAACCCGCCGAGGUCUGGGAGUGCUUUAAUUCGUGUUUAUAUUCUAGACUCCAAUGAUAACAGUCCUACCUUUGAAGACAGCGCCCCCACGGUGGAGAUACCCGAGGACACAGAACGUGGGACAACGAUCAUCCAUCUAAGAGCCACGGACCCCGACCAGGGUGCCAACGGGGAGGUGAAAUACUCGCUGAGUAAGCACUCACAUCCUGACGUUCAGAGGCUCUUCUUCGUGGAUCCACAGAGUGGCGCUGUGAGCAUCAGAGCUCCUCUGGACUACGAGGCCCAGACCUCCCACGAAGUGGUGGUACAGGCCCGCGAUCGCGGACCCAACUCCAUUCCCUCACACUGCAAGCUCCAUGUCAAGCUCGUGGAUGUCAACGACAACGCCCCGAGGAUCCACAUGACCUGGACUCAUCCCAGCUCUCCGGCUGCGACGGUGCUUGAAGGGGCGCCGGUAGACACCUUCCUGGCUUUGGUGAGGGUUUCGGAUGCCGACUCUGGAGAAAACGGGAAAGUGACGGCUAUGAUGCAACACGGUUCCGGCCCCUUCCAUAUCAAAAAGAUCCCCGGUGAAAAUUACAUGAUCGUAACUGCGGGUGUCUUGGAUCGAGAGAAAGUGAUGGACUAUAAUAUCACACUGGUGGCGCGGGAUUACGGAGAUCCGCCAUUGACCUGCGUGAAACACCUGCCUGUCCGGGUUUUGGAUGAGAACGACAAUACGCCGGUGUUUUCCUCAGAGGUCUACAAAGCGUCAUUCAAGGAAAACAACGUCGCAGGCUACCAAGCCCUCAAGGUCCAUGCGCAGGACGCAGACUUGGAGCUCAGCGGCAGAGUUUUGUACCACCUUCACAACUCCAGCGACCUAAAGUCACCCACCCAGCCUUUCUCCAUCCACCCAACCAGCGGUGUUGUCAGCGUCGUUCAGCCGCUGGACUAUGAGGAGUACCACUCAUAUUUAUUCCUGGUGGAGGCUGUGGACCAGGGUCACCCGCCUCUUAGGACCACAGCCACGGUGCAAAUUGACAUCCAGGAUGUGAACGACAACUACCCGGUCAUCAAAGAUCCGCGACCCAAACAGGGCGUGGCUCAGCUCAGUGUUCCCAUCAAUGCGGAUCGCGGGAACAUUGUAACAGAGCUGGGUAGUGACGGUGAGGAAGGAUCGACCGCUUUGCCCACCGGGCAGUCAGUCCGACAGGGAUUUGACGGAUUUCUUGCCUCCACCAUAAAGGCUGAAGAUUCCGACUCGGGACUGAACGGACAACUGCAAUACUUCAUCACCGAUGGCAACCCCCUCUUCUGGUUAGAUCAGGCCACGGGUCAAUUGUUUGUCAACACCACCAACGCCACCCAGCUCAUCGGGAAAACAGCGAAGGUGGACAUUUCUGUCUCUGACAUGGGGACCCCCAGCCUAGCCACCAAGGCCACACUGGAGGUGACUUUCAUCAACCUCAAGGAUCACUUGAAGAACUCGUCCACCGGGGACCGGGGGCGGUUCAGUUUCACCAUGAUGCUGGCCAUCUGCUUGGGGGCGACGUGUCUUCUGCUGCUUCUCACCAUCGCCUCGGUCACAACCUUCUGCAGACCCGACAAAAGGGAGUACCGGGCCUACAACUGCAGGCAGGCUGAAUCCACGUACACGUGCCAUCCGCGCCGUCCGCAGAAGAACAUCAGAAAGUCGGACAUUCAGCUCAUUCCCGUAAUGAGGGACCACAAAGAGGAGAUCGCGCUGGAGGACAGUGAAAAGAGGCCACUCACCCCGUCACAUGACCAACCCACGGAAAAGGUUUUAGAGUUGACGCCACUGAUGAUGAACUCGAGCUUCCAUUCCCAAACACACCUCGAGGGCGACGUCCCUCAUGGCAGGACUCUACGAAAACCUGCACACAUCCAACUGGACGCCACUUUGCCUCUGACGCCGGUGACUUCCUAUUGUACACUUCGCAAGGCAAGAAACCCGUCGUCAACGUCGUCUUCAGGAUCCCAUUCGAGCACGCUGAAGCGGAAGACGGCGGAGACGGCGGCUUCGACACCUCAGGCGACUCUCAGAAGGCCCAAGACAUCAGAGGGUCGCGAGUCCAGCGAUGCGGAAAAGCAACAGAUGCUCCAGAAUCUGGUGCGACUGUCCAUGGCGGCCUUCGCCGACUCUAUUGAAUUCUCAUCCGCCUCCCCAGAAGUGCAGCAGAUUUCUCAGCUGCUGUCGCUCCUCCGUCAAGGUCAGCUGCAGCCUCGGACCAACUUCCGCGGAAACAAGUACUCUCACCGAGCUGCCGCAAGGUACGCAGGUCAGGACUGUUCUGACUGGCAGAGCACCAAGGACAGCGGGCACGGAGAGAGCGAGGCGGGCGACAUGGACUGGGAGGCGGGGAGGGACUCACCUGUCGACCCCCAACUUGAGGAGGGAUUGCACGACCUGCUCAACCAAACUGAAGACAUCAGUGACCCGUCGUGGAUGGCGCGUCUGUCUGUGACUCUGUCGGGAGAUUACCACGACAACGUCUUUGUGCCCAACGAGCCUCCAUCCUCCGAUAGCGAGCUGAUGCCGCGUCACGCCUUGGACUCCUCGUCGUCCUUCUCCACUUUCGGAAAAACCCCAGACAAGGACAGCCCACUGGGCGGGGCCUUGCUCUCGGAGGUCAGCACGCUCUUCGAGAUGCUGAUGACGCAGAAAGCCGAUGCCCCCCCGGGCCCUCGAGCCGACGUCCUCUACCGGCUGUCUUCGGCGUAUCGACGCUCGUUGGAAGCGGAUAGCGCCACGCCCGCUACUAGCAGCCCGAUGAGAGGCCUGCCCCCACAGCCUGGACACUUUUGACACUGGAAACCAAAGAAAUCACAGCGAGUGUUAUGUACUAUCAUUCGCUGUGUAAUUUAAACUAUUAAGUCAUUUGUCCUUGCUUGACUGCAACAUUACCAAACAGGAAAGUAAAAAACAAAAAAACCAA